AGUUGAGCAUUUAGAAAUCUUGGUCCAAUGUCCUUUACAAACAGCGGGGAAAGCCCAUAGACCAUAGUUGAUUUUCUCACGAAUUUUUUCCACAGAACUCAAACCAGUAGAACUAAAACCAGAGUUUCCCGAACUAAGAGAAAACAAUUCAAGCAAUUGAAAUUCCAAAAACAAACAAACAAAUUUAAAGGAAGUUAUGGAGGAAUCAUUGCGAAUCAAAGAAGUUGAAGAAGUUAUAUCUAUCCAAGAAUUUGAGUCUCAAAUUGAACCCCUAAAUGUUCCCGCUGUUUUCAGAGGAUGUGUGAAGGAUUGGGAAGCUUUCCGGUGCUGGAAUCCUACUAAUGGCGGUCUCGAUUAUUUGCAGGAGCGAGUACAAUCAGCUGUUGUAGAGGUCAUGUUAUCAAGAUCAGCACCCAUCUUCUAUGGUGAUAUUAGAAGCCAUGAGAGGGUACCACUGCCUUUUUCGUCAUUCAUUGAAUUUUGUAAGAGGGGUUUGAGCAAAGAUGAUAAAGGUGAUGUGCUUAGUGAGUCAGAGAUACUUCAGAAUCAGAGUGUGGAACUGGAUGAUGAUUUGUGCAAUUCAAUAACAAAUUCCCGUGAUCAGAUUUAUUUGGCGCAGGUUCCGAUAUUGAAUAGGGAGAAUGAAGAAAGGGUGCAAUUGCAAAGUUUACAAGAAGACAUUAGAAUACCUUGUUUCCUGGAAUCAAAGAACUUAUCUUCUAUCAAUUUGUGGAUGAAUAAUGCAAAGUCUAGAUCGAGCACCCACUAUGAUCCACACCAUAACCUUUUGUGUGUGAUUACUGGCUGCAAGCAAGUUGUUUUAUGGCCACCAUCUGCUGGGCCCCUAUUAUAUCCUAUGCCGAUAUAUGGAGAAGCUUCUAAUCAUAGCUCCGUUGCUCUCGAUUCUCCUGAUUUAUCACUUCAUCCAAGAUUUAAACGCGCAUAUGAAUACUCCCAGAAAAUUGUUCUUCAAGCAGGCGAUGGCCUCUAUAUUCCUGAAGGCUGGUUCCAUCAAGUUGAUAGUGAUCAGUUGACAAUUGCUGUUAACUUUUGGUGGAGAUCCAACAUCACAUCGAAGAUGUCGGAACACAUGGAUGUGUAUUACCUGCGCAGGAUAUUGAAAAGAUUAAUUGACAAGGAGAUGAAUCAGAUGUUGCAGAAAACAUGUGAUGGAGGCUCUGGUAAAUUGAAAGAUUGCAUAAGUGAGGCACAUGACGGUGGAAAAGCAGAUGUUCUAGGAAAUGCUGUGUACCAGAAACAUGAGAAUAAGCCAAAUCUAAAUGUAAAACUUCAUGAUCUUAGCCUCCCAGCACGUCAGGCACUUCAUGAACUUGUUUCUCGUGUCCACGAUGGGGUAAAGGCUACAAAUCAGCAAUCCACUUCAACAAGUGAUUCUAGAGUUAUUUCUGAUAGGGACUGCAAGGAUACAAUGGUAACUAAGUCCUCUGACCUCAAUGUUGUCAACGAACAAGACCGAUGCAAUUCGACAAGUGAUACAGGAGUUAUUCCAGGUGAGAACUCCAAGAACAUGCAGAUAACUAACUUGUACCGCCUGGAAGAUGAUCACAUUGCAGAUGUUCUCUGGAAUCUUGAACCGCUUGAUAUUCUGACUGCCCUUUUGGCAAUGGUGCACAGCUUUCCCAGAACCUUAGAGGCGUUGAUAUUACACAUGCUUUCGCCAGUGGGUGCUGAAGUUCUUACGCGGAAAUUUGAUGAAUUAGAUCAGCAGCUAACAGAAGAAGACCGGAGCGAAUUCUAUCAGAGAUUCUAUAGUGUGUUUGAUGAUCAAUAUGCUAUAAUGGAUGCAAUUCUGAAAGCAAAAGAGUCGUUUGCACUACAGGCUUUCAAGAAUGUAUUGCAGCUAUACAUGGGAGUAACUCUCAGUGGGUCCAGUUACACUCUUUGAUGAGGCACUGGCACUGAUUUUUUUUGGGGACAGCUUGAUCUUGCCUGUGAUAAAUAGAAAGCUAAGUUCUCAUACAGUGGAACCAUUUGUCCUCUGCGGCAUACUUCACAUGUGAGUCACUCAUUACAUUGUAGAAUAUUCAUGAUUCUAGCUUGAACACUAUUUGUAUUUAUGGAUGCUAGAUGCUAGAUGCUUGCAGAUUUUUAUGUACGAUUGAAUUCACCUUUCAGGAGUAUUAUAAGAUUUACAGUAAAUUAUUGA
Molecule: messenger RNA, 2167 nt
Organism: Beta vulgaris subsp. vulgaris (sugar beet)
Lineage: Eukaryota; Viridiplantae; Streptophyta; Magnoliopsida; Caryophyllales; Amaranthaceae
Exons: 15
Coding region: 197-1906 (569 amino acids)
Molecular function (GO): 2-oxoglutarate-dependent dioxygenase activity
Source: RefSeq, a predicted model, not a curated record